Scedosporium apiospermum is the source of this 1893-nucleotide messenger RNA. RefSeq lists its product as uncharacterized. The record is from RefSeq and is a predicted model, not a curated record. NCBI's taxonomy places the organism in Eukaryota, Fungi, Ascomycota, Sordariomycetes, Microascales, Microascaceae. The coding region runs from base 1 to 1893 and encodes 630 amino acids. The transcript has 4 exons.
AUGGGGGCCGACAAGAGCGUUCUAGACGCGAUGAGGGCGGAGUUGGGCAGCGACAGGUUGCUGGAGCUGCCCUUGGAGCACAAGACUAGCCGCUCUGAGUACCCCAGUCGCGCCAUUCGGUCGGUACCGGUUGUUCGUGAUUCCCAUAUUAUGUCCCUUUCCAACAAGUUCAAGAGCGCCAUCGCAGGCGGCGAAUUUAACGAUAGUGAUGCCGAAGCCGUCAGGGGCCUGGAUGAUCUCGGAGGACCGCGUGUCUAUGCUGGUAACGCCCGGGCUGCGAGGCCCCUCGUCGCGGCCCCUCCCCCACGGACUUCGGCACUUGGCCCCAAUGCUCCAACGGCAGGAGAAUCCUCGUCUCGAAGUGGACCUCCUUCUCGCCAAGUUCCGGCAAGAGCACCCAUGGCUCAAACGCAGGCUCACAUUCAGGCCCGCCCUCAGGCUCAGCCUCAAACAAGGGUCACCCAGCCCGGCGCAAAGCAAUCUACUCCUGUGGCUGCCUCGGUUACACCUCGUAGUGGAGUUGCCCAAACUAGCGCCCACAAAGGUCUAGCUCCGGUGCGUACCGGACUUGACCAGGCUGCUCCUCAUCUGCGCGCCCCUUCUGCCAAACAGCUGCAGGCAGUACAGCCCCAAGCUGUUAGAUCUGUUGCACAGGCGGUUGUGGCCACGCCCUCUGCUAUGAAGAAGCCGACCCAAGGCUUAGCUUCUUCGAGAUGGGCUACCGAGGACGUUGCCCAGGAGAGCACUGCCGCGUCUGGCGUGGCCUCGCCGGCGGCUGGAACAAACCUCGCUACCAAGGUCAGAGACGCGUCCAAGGAAAGUGACGAGGUAAAGACGACGGCAUCUGCGCCAUCCGAGGCCGGUCGAUCAACCCCGCUGGUGGCCAAGUUUGCAGCGUUGAAUUUGGAUGAAUGCACUGCUAAGCUCAGUAGCGCGGAGAAUACGGACUCGAAACAAGGACAUGGCACUCUCCCGGUAAUUCCAAAGACCAACACAAAAGCUCCCCACAAGGCUCUCUCUCCAGUCCCUAGCAAGGCAGUCGGUGACAAGGAACACUUGAGCAAGCCCAAGAAGGUUAAAGAGGGCCAGGCUGGAAUCGCAUUUCAGAUGAGUGGCCAUCUCGUGGGCCGUGACAUGAAGCGCCAAACUUGCGAAGUAGUCCUCAAAAUCAGAGGGGUUAGGGGAGCUAGGUUUGAAGUUGAGCUCGAGGGCAAGGUCGCUGCGAGCCAUAACGUUCUCAACUUGUUGAUUAGUGGGCAGACUGACAACAUUUGCACCCUCAAGUUCAGGACUGAGGACAACCUUGUUGCUCCUUAUACCCUGGAUUUCGAGACCUCGGCUCGAUGCACACAGUUCGUGUUUUCACUAAAAAACCUGGAGAUUGCCACCAAGUUGCAGCUUGAGAAUGAGUUGAAGCGGAACGAACCUGUGGUCCCCACCCCAGUUCUUACCCCGGCUGUUACUCCAGCUCUUACCCCGACGCCUACCCCUGCUCUUAUUCCGGCCCUUACCCCGGCUAUUGCCCCGGCCGUUCCGACCAAUGCUGUCGAGCCAGUGAAGCCGGAAUCGGCAGGGAAUGGAAGUAAAAGGGUCACCUACACGGCCGAGGAGCUUCACGGUCUCAAGCCAAAAGCAGUUGAAGGCCUCGACGCGAUCAGGGAGAAAACUAGCCAGCUCCGGGCCCACCCUCGUUCUGCGGCGGCCCGUUUUUCCGGCUCUGUGGCGGCCAAUACCUCGCCGGCUCCCCCAAGGACACCUGUUAGGAAGGUGGAACAGACCGGCGCUAACGAUGAUGAGGUUGAGCCCUCUGACGAGGCGUCUAGAAUGAGGAAGAAGAUGGCCGAGCAACUCGAGUGGCUAUCGCAUGGCAGCGCUAGGAAGCUUGGCUUGUAA